AUGAAGUUUGAAGACAAGCAUGCAGGUAAUGGGAGCCUUGUAGGAGAGGGUCAGCAAUACCUGGGUGAGAAGUAUCAAGCCAAUGGGAAACGAGUGGCAAAUGGGAGAGGCGAGGUCUCCGUAAAGCAGGAGGCAAAUGGGAAGUGUGGCAUGCCCAGAAAAAGUCUCAACGUGUACAGCUGGCAGGAGAUCCAGAAGCACAAUCAGGACGCUGAUCAGUGGCUGGUGAUCAAUCGCAAGGUCUAUGAUGUUACUGGCUGGGCCAACAGGCAUCCAGGGGGGAGCCGAGUCCUCAACCACUGUGCUGGGGAAGACGCCACGGAUAUCUUCAGAGCCAUGCACCAGGACCUUGACCUCGUAAAAUUGUAUCUUAAGCCACUGCUUAUUGGAGAGCUUUCCCCGGAAGAGCCCAGCCAGGAGAGAAACAAAAGCCCCCAGUUGGUGGAAGAUUUCCAAGAACUGUGGAGAACACUAGAGGCCAUGAACAUGUUCAGUGUCAACCCGGUGUUCUUCUUCCUUCUCUUCACCCAGAUCUUGAUUUUAGAAACCCUGGCUUGGCUAAUGGUGUGGCAUUUUGGCAGCGGCUGGCUUGUGACAGUAUUCAUUUCUCUCCUUCUCGCAAUUUCCCAGGUUCAAUGUUUCUUUCUGCAGCAUGACUUUGGACACCUUUGCGUGUUUACUAAGUCCAAGUGGAACCACCUGAUGCAAAAAAUUGUGAUGAGUCAUUUCAAGGGCUUGUCAACCUCCUGGUGGAAUUACCGACACUCGCAACAUCACGUAAAAACAAACAUCUACCCCAAAGACCCAGAUGUUGAUACGGGUGCACUUUUCGUGCUUGGAGAAUUGCAACCUGUCAAGUUUGGCAAGAAGAAAAUCAUGUACAUCAACUAUGAAAAGCAGCACCUGUAUUUCUACAUGGGUGAGUCUCCUUGGAGCUAUUUUCCCUAA
Molecule: messenger RNA, 948 nt
Organism: Hyaena hyaena (striped hyena)
Lineage: Eukaryota; Metazoa; Chordata; Mammalia; Carnivora; Hyaenidae
Product: fatty acid desaturase 2-like protein FADS2B
Exons: 6
Coding region: 1-948 (315 amino acids)
Biological process (GO): lipid metabolic process
Cellular component (GO): membrane
Molecular function (GO): oxidoreductase activity, acting on paired donors, with oxidation of a pair of donors resulting in the reduction of molecular oxygen to two molecules of water
Source: RefSeq, a predicted model, not a curated record